This is a messenger RNA of Blepharisma stoltei, 681 nucleotides long. NCBI's taxonomy places the organism in Eukaryota, Ciliophora, Heterotrichea, Heterotrichida, Blepharismidae. The record is from the annotation of a GenBank genome assembly.
AUGGCAGAGCAAACGCUAAAUAAAUCUCGAGAAUUAAUUCAACUUACUCCAAACAGCAAGCUUAUUUUCCAACACAGCUCUGAAAAAGUGACUACAUUUCUCGCUUUAAAUAACACUACAUCAUCGAAAAUUGCUUUUAAGUUAAAGACAACUUCUCCAUAUGAUUUCACUGUUUGUCCAUCUAAAGGAUUUAUUACUCCAUAUUCAUGCACCAAAGUUAAGAUCAUACUCUUACCUAUUUCCGGUGUGCAAAAGAGACGUCACAAGUUUCUUGUUCAAGCCAAAAGUGCCACUACCAACGAUUUUACAAAAAUUGAUUGAAAAGAUCCGAAUAUUGAAGUUCAUAAAUUACGCGUUGUCUUUGAAAAUUUAUGCCUAUAUCUAAUAACUGAGUGUGUGAGCUCUAGUUAAUAAGCCUAUAGAAUAAUAAUAUUAAUAUAAAUAGGGAUAUCUCCGGACGAUAUAAAUUCAGACUUAGAUAGCAUUAAAACGACUCGAAGCGAAACUUUGUAUACUGAAAGCGAUAAAAAUGAAAAUCCAGAUUUUUUUGCGCCUUUAAAAGCGACCAAGAAACGGAAAAGAAAAGGGAAACGAAGAAGACUAGGAGGUUACGGAAAGCUGCAUAUAAUGCUAGCUUUCAUCAUUGGAAUUUUAGUUGGAAUUUUUGGAAGCGUUUAUUAA